CGUCACCUUUCACCCCAGCAUGGCUGCGCCCGUGGGACCGGUGAAGUUCUGGCGACCGGGUACAGAGGGACCAGGUGUCAGCAUCUCUGAAGAGAGACAAAGUUUAGCUGAAAACUCUGCAACGACCAUUGUUUACAACCCUUAUGCUGCCCUUUCUAUAGAGCAGCAGAGACAGAAGCUGCCAGUGUUCAAGCUUAGGAAUCAUAUAUUAUAUUUGAUAGAAAACUAUCAGACAGUGGUGAUUGUUGGAGAAACAGGAUGUGGGAAAAGCACGCAGAUUCCACAGUACCUUGCAGAGGCUGGCUGGACAGCUGAAGGAAGAGUUGUAGGAGUGACCCAGCCUCGAAGAGUGGCUGCCGUUACGGUUGCAGGGAGAGUAGCUGAUGAGAGGGGUGCAGUGCUGGGCCACGAGGUGGGCUACUGCAUCCGCUUUGAUGACUGCACUGACCCGCUGGCUACAAGAAUUAAGUUUCUGACUGAUGGAAUGUUGGUCAGGGAAAUGAUGGUUGAUCCUUUGUUAACAAAAUAUAGUGCCAUCAUGCUGGAUGAAGCCCAUGAGAGGACCUUGUAUACAGACAUUGCCAUUGGCUUGCUGAAAAAGAUUCAGAAAAAGCGAGGGGAUCUUCGAUUGAUUGUGGCGUCAGCCACUCUGGAUGCAGAGAAAUUUUGGGAUUUCUUUAAUCAAAAUGAAACCAGUGACCCAACCCGCGAUACAUGUGUGAUCCUUACAGUGGAAGGGCGAACAUUUCCAGUGGAUAUAUUUUAUCUACAAAGUCCUGUUCCAGAUUAUAUCAAAUCAACUGUAGAAACUGUGAUGAAAAUUCACCAGACAGAAGGAGAUGGAGACAUAUUAGCAUUUCUUACUGGCCAGGAGGAGGUAGAAACUGUCGUGUCCAUGCUGAUCGAGCAGGCUCGAGCACUAGGUCGGACUGGGAUGAAGAGACACCUUCGGGUUCUCCCCAUGUACGCAGGACUGCCUUCCUUUGAGCAAAUGAAAGUGUUUGAAAGGGUGUCACGCAGUGUCCGAAAGGUGAUAGUGGCUACCAAUGUGGCAGAAACCUCCAUUACAAUCAGCGGGAUUGUCUAUGUGAUCGACUGUGGCUUCGUGAAACUCCGAGCCUAUAAUCCCAGGACAGCUAUCGAGUGCUUGGUGGUGGUCCCAGUGUCCCAGGCGUCAGCCAACCAGCGAGCUGGGCGUGGUGGCCGCAGCCGCUCGGGAAAAUGUUAUCGCCUUUAUACAGAGGAAGCCUUUGACAAGCUGCCUCAGGCCACUGUUCCCGAGAUGCAGCGGAGCAACUUGGCACCUGUCAUCCUGCAGCUGAAAGCACUGGGGAUCGACAACGUCCUCAGGUUCCACUUCAUGUCGCCCCCUCCGGCACAGUCGAUGGUUCAAGCGUUGGAGUUACUCUAUGCCCUGGGAGGUCUGGACAAAGACUGUCGCCUCACUGAACCACUUGGCAUGAGAAUAGCGGAGUUUCCUUUGAAUCCCAUGUUUGCAAAAAUGCUGCUUGAAUCAGGAAAUUUUGGCUGUUCUCAGGAAAUUCUCAGCAUUGCAGCCAUGAUGCAGAUCCAGAAUAUCUUUGUGGUCCCCUCCAACCAGAAGGCUCAGGCAAUUCGAGUGCACCGAAAAUUUGCUGUGGAGGAAGGUGAUCAUCUCACUAUGCUCAACGUGUAUGAAGCAUUUAUCAAACACAACAAGAACUCGCAGUGGUGCCAGGAACAUUUCCUGAAUUACAAGGGUCUCGUCAGAGCUGCGACCGUAAGAGAACAGUUGAAAAAGCUUCUGGUCAAGUUUCAAGUGCCCAAGAAGUCGAGUGAAGGUGAUCCAGAUCCGGUUCUGAGGUGCAUCGUUUCGGGAUUCUUUGCAAAUGCAGCGAGGUUUCAUUCUACUGGAGCUUAUAGGACCAUCCGUGAUGAUCACGAGCUGCACAUCCACCCCGCCUCCGUCCUCUAUGCGGAGAAGCCGCCUCGCUGGGUUAUCUACAAUGAAGUUAUACAGACCUCCAAGUAUUACAUGAGGGAUGUGACCGCUAUUGAGUCUGCGUGGCUGCUGGAGCUGGCGCCGCACUUCUAUCAGCAAGGCACGCACCUGUCCCUAAAAGCCAAAAGGGCCAAAGUCCAGGACCAGUGAGCAGAGCGAGGCCGCAGCUGCAGGGGCUGCUUGGGGCCCUGUCCCCAAGCCCUGGGCGCAGGGAGCCACGGCUCAUGUGGAACUUCAGCUGCUCUGACGGGGCAGCCCGUCCUUAGCCCCUCUCCCUGCUCCCUCAGCAUCUGCGUUCCCCGCUGGGACCCUGGAGGAGUGGUGCGGGGGCAGGCGUCUGCCACGCUGCACCCAGCAGAGCAGGGGUUGGUAGGCUUUGCUCUUGGUCAGUCGGCACCCCCACUGACCCAGAUGCCACCCCAGCAGGCACGCCGUGGCCCGGCCUAGGGAACGAGGAGAAAAGAGCCGCUGCAGGCUAGGGCACCGUGUCGGGCAUGCCGAGGGUUUGCUGGGCGGGCUUUGCUUUCUCUGGGGCCAUGGCCGUGCUGACCAGUGAGGUCCCUGCCCGGGCGGGUGUCUGUAUCUACGGAGGGAGUGGCCCUGGAAACACUGCGGAUUUCCACCAAAUUCACCGAGGGGCUUGUCUGGCGGGCACAGGGGCUCCUGAGCCAAGCAGCUUCUGGUUCCCCUUUUCCCACGUCCCUAUUUAUCUGUGGCCAGAGGACUUGCGAGGAUUGGCGAUCAACAGUUAGCAAACAGUUUCUCUAUUUCACAAGUGGGCUUAGCUUUCUUCGUGUACGACACCAUGUCCUGGUGCCCCCAGCUCAGCCCCAGCGGGAGGGACCCUCUGCCGCAGGAACGCACAACAGUUAGAGGCGCUCUGCUUCGUCCUCAGGAACAGCUCGCACGGCGUCUUCGCUCACCGGCCGGGUCCCGGUGAGCACGCGGGCAGCCUCCUGCAGGCCCUGGUUUCGUUGCUGCCCAGGCUCGUCACUGUGGCGCUGGCAUUCAGCACGCGGCCGAUCCAGGUUCGGUUCCCCUUCCUGUUCCAGUGACGUUUAUUUUGAGAACACGUAGCUUGAAAGUUUAUUUUUGUACUGAUCUUAGUUUGUACGUGCCACUUUGGCGCCAAACACAUGUCAUUUUUAUUUC
Molecule: messenger RNA, 3133 nt
Organism: Molossus molossus (Pallas's mastiff bat)
Lineage: Eukaryota; Metazoa; Chordata; Mammalia; Chiroptera; Molossidae
Gene: DHX35
Product: DEAH-box helicase 35
Exons: 22
Coding region: 20-2131 (703 amino acids)
Cellular component (GO): intracellular anatomical structure; catalytic step 2 spliceosome
Molecular function (GO): RNA binding
Source: RefSeq, a predicted model, not a curated record